Molecule: messenger RNA, 1425 nt
Organism: Acyrthosiphon pisum (pea aphid)
Lineage: Eukaryota; Metazoa; Arthropoda; Insecta; Hemiptera; Aphididae
Exons: 3
Coding region: 1-1425 (474 amino acids)
Source: RefSeq, a predicted model, not a curated record
AUGGCUGCGUCAACGAUUCCGUGGUUAGAGCUAUGCGGCGCAGUCCUGCUAGCGAAAUGGAUGUCUCGCAUCAAGGGUACAUUAAAUGUGGAGGUGGAAGUCGUCGAAACUCACGCUUGGAUCCAUCAAGUGCAAUCACUAUUGCCGGAUUGUCAGUGGAACCACGUACCCUCAGAAAAUAAUCCAGCUGAUUGCGCGUCAAGAGGAUUGUCACCUUCCGAAUUAGUGGACAAUGUAUUGUAUUGGAACGGUCCCAAUUGUCUCGGGUCACCAACGGCUGAAUGGGUUGUCCAUGUUCCUUUUAUCGAGUCAGAUCACCUCCCCGAAGCCAAGAUGGAGAACCCCUUGGUCUUAGUAGCCGAAACCGAACAGGAAUGGGACAAACUAUGGGAAGCACUGGAAGUACUAGGCAUUCCUAAAAAGUACAUAAGUCUUAUAAAAGGGUGUAACAACAGAACUGUGUGCAGAGUUCGUUUCCUUCAAGAAAUGUCUGAAACUUUUGAGGUAAAAUCAGGCCUUAGACAAGGUGAUGCUCUAUCACCCACCUUGUUUAAUCUAGCAUUAGAAAAAGCAAUGAGAGAAGUAUGGGACGGUCGAAAGAUGGAAAUAUGUGGGGAACGAGUAAUAUUGGCAUACGCAGAUGACAUUGUGGUAAUGGGAGAAACUAGAGAUGAAGUCAUGAAUACUGCGUCCAAACUCUUGAAAGCAAGUAAAACCAUAGGGCUGCGUGUAAAUGAGGAAAAGACGAAAUACUUAAUGGUAGCAAGAAGAAGCCCAAACAUAGACCACAUAACAGUAGAUGAUUAUAGUUUCAAGAAAGUGGAGGUAUUUAAGUACCUAGGUGUUAACAUAAAUAGCAACAACGAUAUGCAUGAAGAAAUCAAUGAUCGAAUAGCAUGUGGCAAUCGAUGCUACUAUAGCAUAAUGAGACUCCUUAAAUCAAAACUACUGUCACGUAAUUCCAAGACACUACUGUAUCAUAGCUAUCUACGACCAAUAAUCACAUACGCGAGUGAAACAUGGUCACUGACCAAAGGAGACAGCAAGCGGCUAAUGACCUUCGAAAGAAAAGUACUGAGAAAUAUAUACGGCCCGAAAUUCGAUGCAGAAUCGCAAACUUAUGAAAGAAGGAAUAAUCAAGAACUACAGGAGUUAUAUAACAGGCCAAAUAUUAUUGCAUAUAUAAGAAGCAAGCGACUGGAAUGGUUCGGUCAUGUUUGGAGAGCGGAUGGACAAGUAAUAAAAGAAGUUUUAAUUAACACAAUAAAUAAAAAACGUCCAUUAGGAAGACCAAGGACCCGAUGGGUGGACGUUAUAGCUCAAGAUAUAAAAAACAUAGAAGAAGCGUCAUCUUUUGACGACGCAUACGAUAGAGAGAAAUGGAGAGGUUUUGUGAUGGCAGCGAUGGACUUAAUGGGCCGAUAA